ACUGCCAAGUUAACUGGCAGGAAAAUAAAUUCUAUAUCCAUCUGUACUAGUGUGUGUUUUCAUACCGUGCAACAUAUCAGAAGACAUGACUUCACUUCUACUGAAAUAAGUUUCCAAGAACUGUGUAGAGAGCACACUGUACAGUCAAAUCUGAUGUGCAUCUGAUAGCUGAUGUGAGACUCACACGCCCAGCUUCCUGUCUUUAACGUUUCUCGUGAACUCCAUCACCCUAACACCUUUUUCCUCUCACACGUACACCACACACACAUGCUGAGUGUGAGCAUGUGUCUGUCUGUAGGUUUUUGAGGAUCCAACAGAGAGAUGCCACCAAUAUUAAGCCUGGGUAAACAAACAUACGUGAUCAUGAUCACGCUCACGAGCGAGGACGCACACAUGCAAACACCACAAAGUCAUGCCCACACCUUUCAACACAGCACAACACCCAGCCCCAGCCCUGCCUAGCGCAGCGAAUGGCUUCCUCUGAUGACUCUAAACUUCUCCUUUCACAAAGCGGCAGAUGAGCAAAGCCGACCGUUACACAGGAGGAGGGCAGAGUGCUGAGGUGAACAGAACUCAAGUGAAGCCUUUGCCUGGCCUCUGUCCAGCCACCCGACUAUCUAGCCACAGCAGCGACAAACUGUGUCUUUUGCACCAGACGAUACAGAGUGAGAGGGAAGAAAAAGAAGAAGGCGAGAGCGUGUGGCAUGGAGGCAAAGUGAUAGGGGAACGGAGAAGGAGAGAGUGGAACGAGGGAGUUGAUGAGCAACGUUGCCACAACAAAGUCACCUCAACAGGUGUCAGCACUCCGAGUGGUCACACCAUCUUCAGCUUGGCAGUUGAAAAAAAAUCCCCCUCUGUAUUCAUAACGAGGCUGAGCAACAACCAGAAACCCUCCUUGAGUAACUGAGGUGGAAAGAGGAAGAGAGAAAGGGAGGUGAAGGUUGAGAGAGAAGAAAAUAAAAGCAGGGCUGUCUUUUCCUGCCUACGUGCUUGCCUGCAACCACCAAGUCGUGCAACGCAGCACAGCAUCAGUGCCAACAAAACAAGAGGGCACGAGAGGACACAGCGAAGUGCACACAGAGAAAUGAGAAGAGAAGAGAAAAGAAGAGAGGAGAAUAUAGUUAUGUUCGCUGUCACCUUUUCUUUUGGCUCUGUGAACGUGGCCAAAUGAACUCUGUGACCUGUGGCCACUUUCUGACCUCCAGGAUAGACCACUAGGUCACUAAUACACAACACUAAGGCCUGCUACACAGGCAUAAAAGGGUACACAAAACCAUCCAGAAACCAUCUGUGAACCUGACCCCUUGACUGUUCUUCAAGCAUGGGUCGGCCUGUGUCACUUUUCAUUGUGGUUCUCCUCUGCCCUUCCCUUCUUCGGCCACUUUCCUCACAGGAAGUUGCCACAGACUCAGACUCAGACUCACCCACGUCCGCUGCCGUGACAACAGUUGCUCCUGAGGAGGCAGGAGAUCUCUCAACAGACUCAGAUGAAGUUCAAACAUUGCUCCCUCCUGUGGAUGGAACCACACACAAAGACACACCUGUGGAGGUUACAACUCCUCCUUCCACAUCAACUGCUGACAGCGCUCCAGACGGCCAGACGACCACCACUCCAGAUGACCAGACAGAUCAGGCAGAACAAGUCACCACCAGCCUUCCCAUAGAGAGCACAUCUACUGAAGCAGAGACCACCAUGGCACCAGGUCUGACCACAGCUCUCUCCAGUGAGACCACAAUGACCCCACAACCAACCACAGAGGGCAGCAGUCUUGUGGAAGCCCAAACCACUGGAACGACGGACGGUCCAACCACUAGUUUGAGCACCACUGUUUUUCCAACAACAAGCAAAACUACGUCGUCUACUCCUCCUCCUCCGACAACUCCUGGAACUACACAGUCCAGUUCAACUCCGACAACCCCAAAAGCAACCACUGUGGAAGAUACGACAGAGGCGACGACCACACUCGCACCCACUACAGUGGUAACACCUCUGGUGCUCCUACAAUCCAGUCCCGGCACACACGUGGCUUCCAUAACACCCUUUGCUGUUGGAGCUCCCCCUGGACAGAAAAAUGACGACCAGUCAAACAUGCCUCUUUGGCUGUGGAUCGUCAUCGCCGCCCUAGUGGCCAUGCUGGUCGGUGCCAUCUGCGUCGCUCUGCUGGUCCAGCGUAGGAAAAAGAGGACAGAUCACGUCUUUGGAGGCAUGAAUGGACGUAGCCAAAGGUCCAAGAAGAAGAAAGGGGAAGAUGAUGUCUGGGCCGGGCCCGUGUUGAUGGCGGGUGAGGGGAACAACUGUGAGGGCAAAGGGGGUGAUGGAGAUCAUGUGGAAGGUAAUGGUGGUGGUGGUCUAGCUGAGAUGGCCGCCGAACCCAUGCUCAGCUCGUUUGCGCCCAGCGAUGAGGAGAAGGCCGUGGGAGCGGACGGCACGAAGGAGGCCAGGAGAUGGUCGGAGCGUUCGCCACUGCUGUACAUCGACGAGGAUGCAGAGGAGGUGAAACCAACCAAGGAGGAGGCGCAGCCACCGGUCUUCUCUCAGGAUGGAGGGAGUGCAGGGAAGACGGAGGAGGGAGGGGCAGGGCAGCAGGAGACAGGGGGCACGUUGGGAGAGACGAGUGAGGUGCUGAACGGAGGUAUAGCCUUCUGCCAGACCACAGCAGUGUGACCGGCCGCGUGUUCCAGUCCAGACAGUGCAACAGUGCCGUGCAGAGAACUUUGGUGGGGCAGGGGCUAAGAUUUUUUUGAAAACUGUUGUUUGUCUAAUUUCUUGACAUUUCUUCAAACGACAUUCAGUUAAAACGACAAAUUGUUAGUUGUUUGUUUUGGGAUUUUUCCACAUUAUUUUGAGAAUGUAAUUUCUGUUUUGAGAAAUGAGCCAGACCAAUGAAAAACCUGUAAUAUAUGGGCAGUACUUUAUGUAUGUAAAUUUACAGUGAAGAAAGUUACUAUGAAAUGUCCUUGGUAGAAUUGGUCAAUUGUCUGUGUUGUCCAGCUGUAUUAAACUAAAUUUUAAUUACAUCCUGAUAGACCAUAGGUCUAUAUGGGCUCACUAGCCAAUAAAAAAAGGCCCUGUCAAAGGGGCACUAGGACAGUGGUUCUUAACCUGGGGU
Engraulis encrasicolus (European anchovy) is the source of this 3110-nucleotide messenger RNA. RefSeq names its product mucin-2. Lineage: Eukaryota; Metazoa; Chordata; Actinopteri; Clupeiformes; Engraulidae. The transcript is spliced from 2 exons. The coding region runs from base 1322 to 2665 and encodes 447 amino acids. The record is from RefSeq and is a predicted model, not a curated record.